Messenger RNA from Momordica charantia (bitter melon), 2283 nucleotides. The record is from RefSeq and is a predicted model, not a curated record. NCBI's taxonomy places the organism in Eukaryota, Viridiplantae, Streptophyta, Magnoliopsida, Cucurbitales, Cucurbitaceae.
CCCAGUGAUAAUUCAUGGUGGAGAAGCCCUUUUUGGUCGAUAUGGCUGUCUCUGAAAUAGAGAAUUUCACGAUUGAACUCUGCGACACAAUUCCAGUACAAAUCAAGCAAGAAGUGGGAAGAUACCUUCACCCAGAUUACAGCCGCAAGAUGAUUUGUGGCCAAUGUCGAUCAUCAUCUUCAAAUCAAGAACCAAAAUACAUUAAAUUCGAAUAUAAGGGAGAAGGUAGUCUACAAAAUGAUGAUGAAUAUUUCCAACAAGAUGUCCCGUUGGAGAAUUGUGAGAGCAAACAAGAAGUUGAUAUGGACAUGACAAAUGAAGAAGUACCUAUUAGUGAACCACAAGAGAUACUUUUUUUGGCGGAUCCAUCCCUUCAAACUGAUAAAGAAGACAUGAGGGAAUCAACUAAUCAUAUGGUUCCUACAGAGCACGGUGGGAAUUCAUCUGAUGAAGAGAAUAAUGUCGAACAGCAAGAACAGAGCCCCGCGACGGGCAGGACUACCAGAAAGAGGAAAAAGAAAAAUUCCAAGGAAAAACAAACAGAAGAGACUUCUGUAAUAGAUACUGAUCAAGAUCACCCUAGAAGAUAUGUGAGAACAAGGCAAAAGAGGAAGGUUUCAGAAGAACCUGAGAAGGAAGAUGCUAAGAGAAAGAAAAGAGCAAGAAGGGGAAAGAAUUCAGAAGUUUCUUCUAGUACACAUGAACAAGAUGAUGAACAGGCAGAUGUUUAUAAGGAGUGCCCGUUGUUAGUACCGAAGCGUAGGUGGUCGACUACUCAGCGGAUAAAUUUGUAUAGUAAGCCCGACGUUAUCUCAUUGAUAAAGAAUACUCUGAACGAAAGGCAACUAGAUAUGCUUAGGAGAAGUUGCUUUGGAAAUUUCUUAGACUUCAAGAUCACCAAGUUCUCGUCCCAACUCUUCUAUCAUUUGAUUAGGCGACAGUGUAGUUCGAAAAACCCGAAUGAACUAUGGUUCAACCUUGAGGGUAGAGUACAUAAGUUUGGGAUCAAAGAUUUUGCUUUAAUAACAGGUAUGAACUGUGGAGAAUUACCGACCAUUGAUAUGUCCAAAAUUCAAAGAGCUUGGUUUAGUAAGAGGUAUUUUGGUGGGGAGAGGACUAUCAAAAGGACAAAAUUACCUGAGAUCUUUAUGGAAAUGGAUAAAGGGAGAGACAAAGAUGUUGUCAAAAUGGCAAAGUUGUACAUCUUAGAGAUGUUUUUACUAGGAAAGCAAAUAACGACAGGAAUAAAUCAUGAAUAUACUUUAUUGAUUGAUGAUGAUGAACAGUUUGAGGGGUAUCCAUGGGGGAGAGUCUCUUAUGAGAUUACAAUAGAUUUUGUGAAAAAAGCCAUAAAAAGCAAUGAUGCAUCAGCAAUAGGGAUAGGGGGAUUUCCAUACGCCUUACUUGUGUGGGCGUACGAGACGAUUCCCUUGCUCUCGUUGAAUUCGAAUCUUUUCGCGACGAAGAUUUCCUCUGGCAUGCCAAGAAUGAACAAUUGGGUAGCGAAUGUUCAUCCGGAGUGGAGGGACCUUUCGGAGAAGAUUUUUCGAUCCGAUUCGUUUGAUGUUCAGCCUAUUGAAGCAACCGAUGCCGAGUUGGGUAUGCGAUAUAUGUCGUUGCCCGUUGGCGGGGUUGAGCGAUCAAAAGACAAGAGUAAGUUACCAUUAGAUCAAGAACAGAACAAUGAUGCUAGAACCUCGUACAACAAGGAUUACGAUGAUUGGGAAGGUCCAAAUUUUGUUUCAAAUGAUGGUGUCGUGAAUUUUUUGUUGACUAAGAUAGUCAACAUGGAGGGAAAUAUGGAAAAAAUAUCUUAUGACAUAGAUGUGAUGAAGGAUCUUAUUUUUAAAAUUAUGGAAAAUGGUAAAAGAAGCGGUUGAGCAAAUGGUGAGAGAGCGAGAGAUCGAGAUCCUGAAAAGACUGAGCAAGAUGUAGGAGAUUACGAUAAAGGAGGACGAGGAAGAUGAGGACGAUUACGAUCCUUUAUUGAAAACUACGAGACAAAAUUAAAGAAAGGAGCUAUGGAGCAACGAGCGACGAUUCAACAAUCUAUCGUGGCGAAGGACAAGAAGCACAACACAAAACAAUCUCCCCCAACAAAGGAGUAGUUGCUUGAUGUUUAUUAAGAAAACUUCUUUUCACGUUUUGAAUUUUGAAAUUAACUAAUUAAUAUUCUCUCUUCUUUUUUCAUUUUUUUUAAAUCACCCUUUAUUUCAAAGUAAUAGUAUUCCAUGAAUGAGAAUAGUUUCGAUGGUGUUCUCUAAAUUUUAAAAAUGAAACCUA